Messenger RNA from Capronia coronata CBS 617.96, 390 nucleotides. RefSeq names its product 3-carboxy-cis,cis-muconate cycloisomerase. Lineage: Eukaryota; Fungi; Ascomycota; Eurotiomycetes; Chaetothyriales; Herpotrichiellaceae. The record is from RefSeq and is a predicted model, not a curated record. The transcript has a single exon. The annotation marks the transcript as partial. Gene Ontology annotation, molecular function: catalytic activity.
CUUGACCGCUUAUCUCACGAGACCGAGACCGUUGGAAAUCCUGUGCUUUCACUCAUCCGCCAGCUGGUCGAGCAGACACCGGCUGAGGUGGCAAAGUACAUUCACUGGGGCGCUACUACGCGGGAAAUCCAGGACAACGUCGCCAUGCUCCAGAUGCGCGGAAGUCUGCAGCUCGUCAACCGUCAUUUGCAAGAGCUGAGCACCAUUCUCCGUUCCUUUGCAGAGAAAUACCGCGAUACGCUCAUGGCAGGACGUACUCACCUUCAGCAUGCUUUGCCGCGCACGUUCGGUUACAAGUGCGCCGUCUAUUUAUCCAGUAACCUCAGGCACUUGGAACGUCUCCAAAAAACCCAAAAGCGCUGCAUGCUCGCUCAGUUUGGAGGCGCUUCU